This is a messenger RNA of Paramecium primaurelia, 1626 nucleotides long. Lineage: Eukaryota; Ciliophora; Oligohymenophorea; Peniculida; Parameciidae. The record is from the annotation of a GenBank genome assembly.
AUGAAUUAUAAUUAUCCAAAUAUUCGCAUACUUAUGGUUGGUGUAGGUGGUAUUGGAUGUGAAAUAUUGAAAAUUGUCAGCAAAUUCACUUUCCAAGAAUUUCAUAUCAUAGAUAUGGAUACCAUUGAAGUUAGCAAUCUUAAUCGAUAAUUCCUAUUUAGAUUAGAACAUAGAGGUCAAUCAAAAUCUCUUGUUGCAGCUUAGACAAUGAAAAAGAUGGCACCAUAAUUAAAUAUUAUUGCUCAUUUUGCUGCAAUAAACACUCCUGGUUAUACUAUGGAUUUCUUUAGAUAAUUUGAUGCUGUAAUUAUGGCAUUAGAUAAUGCUGAAACUAGAUCUUAUGUUAAUAAAGUUUGUUAGGCAUUAGGAAUAUUUAUAGUAGAUGCUGGAUCAAUGGGAUUUAAAGGCUAAGCAAAUGCCUAUUAUGAAGGAGCAAUAUGUUAUGAUUGUUAUCCUAUUGCUACAACUCAAAAAUAAUAUCCAGCCUGCACUAUUCGUUCAUAACCUAGUACUUGUACUCAUUGUGUUAUUUGGUCAAAAUAUCUAUUUACUUAAUUAUUUUCAGGUGAGGUUGGUAUUUUGGAGGUUGAGGGAUUUGAUAAGAGUUAACCAAAUUCAGUCUUUAAUAAAUUUUUUAAAGGAGAGGAGAUGCCUAAUUCUAUUGACAUAGUUGAACAUGAACUUAUUAAGAAGUAUCAUUUUGCAGAAAGGAAAGAAUCUCUUGAAGAAUUAUAAGGUAUGUGGUUUUAUGCAUAUGAUGAAUUAAAUCAUUUGGGAUAAUUAUAAUAUGAUAAAGAUGAUGAUCUUCAUGUGUUAUUCAUUUAUGCUAGUACUGCUUUGAGAUGUAGAAAUUUUAAUAUUGAAUAAUAUGAUUACUAAUAAAUUAAAUCUAUUAGUGGUAAUAUUAUUCAUGCAAUUGCAUCAACAAACUCUAUUGUAGCUGCAUUAGAAAUAUAGAGAUUAAUAAGUUUCAUUGAAAAUUAUGAUAAAGUCAAAUAUUUUUAAGAUCUUAAUGCUGCUUCAUAUGUUUCAACAGGUAAAAAGGAAAGAAUUUUAACUGUUAAAGCUACUAAAUCUAAUCCAUUAUGCAAUUCUUGUUUUAAGAAUUAAAUAUAUUCAAAAGUUGAUUUUACUAUAAUAAAAGUAGAAGAUUUAGUAAAUUCUCUUAAGAAUUAUCUUAAUUCUGAAAUAAAUAUUGUUUCUUUAUCUCGUAUUAUAUGGGAUGAUGAAGAUGAGAACGAUAACAUAGCAAUUAGAGAGAAAAAAUUAAAUGAAUUGUUUAAAUUAGAUUUAGACAAUAGACUAAUCAUUAAAUCAAUUGAAGAAAAAUUCUUAGCUGUACUUUGGUUACAACAUCAGGCUGAUUAAGUACAAAUAUAAUUUGGUUCUACAAAAAUGGAAGAUAAAAUAUUUAGAUUUAAGAAUCCUUUGUAGCAUAAAAAAAAAGAGAGAGUAAGAACAUAGUAGGAAAUAAAAGAAUUAAAAGAAACAGAAAUUUUGCCAACAAAAAAUUAAGAAAAAUUUAAAAUAACAACUUAGAAAUAAACAGAAAUCCUUAUUGAUGAAGAACCAAAUGAGUAAACAGGAUUAAACAAAAAGGUUGAAUUUGUUAUUGAUUGAUUUGUG